This is a messenger RNA of Rhea pennata, 2076 nucleotides long. RefSeq names its product dihydrofolate reductase (gene DHFR). Gene Ontology annotation, cellular component: mitochondrion. The coding region runs from base 65 to 637 and encodes 190 amino acids. Gene Ontology annotation, biological process: folic acid metabolic process; glycine biosynthetic process; dihydrofolate metabolic process. The record is from RefSeq and is a predicted model, not a curated record. NCBI's taxonomy places the organism in Eukaryota, Metazoa, Chordata, Aves, Rheiformes, Rheidae. Gene Ontology annotation, molecular function: NADP binding; dihydrofolate reductase activity. The transcript is spliced from 7 exons.
GCAGCCAGCGCCGGUCCCGCCCGCGCCGCUGCGCGCCAAGUGCGAGGCGCGGGGCGCGGGUGCCAUGGUGCGCUCGCUCAACUCCAUCGUGGCGGUGUGCCAGAACAUGGGCAUCGGGAAGGACGGGAGCCUGCCCUGGCCCCCGCUGAGAAAUGAGUAUAAGUAUUUCCAGAGAAUGACUAGCACGUCCCGUGUGGAAGGUAAACAGAAUGCACUGAUAAUGGGUAAAAGAACCUGGUUUUCCAUUCCUGAGAAGAAUCGUCCUUUAAAAAACAGAAUUAAUAUAGUGCUCAGCAGAGAGCUCAAGGAAACCCCAAAGGGAGCACAUUACCUUUCCAAAAGUCUGGAUGAUGCUUUAGCUCUUCUGGAUUCACCAGAAUUAAAAAGUAAAGUAGACAUGAUUUGGAUUGUUGGAGGCACUUCAGUUUAUAAGGCAGCAAUGGAGAAGCCAAUCAAUCAUCGACUGUUUGUGACAAGAAUUUUGCAGGAAUUUGAAAGCGACACAUUUUUUCCAGAAAUUGACUUAAAUGACUACAAACUUCUCUCAGAAUACCCUGGUGUCCCUGCUGAUAUCCAAGAAGAAAAUGGCAUUCAGUACAAGUUUGAAGUGUAUGAAAAAACUGUCUUGGCACAAUAAAUGAGGCUUUCUGUACUUCUACGUAAGGUUUGGAAUAUCUACUAAUGCAAGAAGUCCAACACUGAGAAGGCGUCAAAGAUCCUGAGCUUGAUUGGGAUGGUAUAUACAUUUGUAACAAUCUUUACAAUAUGUGGAAGAAGGGGAAUUAAAAUUGAAAGCAUAACAAAAGGAUGAGAAAGCAUAAAACUGCUCAAGCCAUGUGGAAAUGGAAUCCAGAAGUCUCAGGCAGUAAUCCAGGGAUAUACUGAUCCUUCAUGGAAGUCCUCUGUCAUCAUCUUAACCAUUCUGGGAACACAGCCUGCCUCAUUCCUUUUAACUGAAAAUACUGUAUUACAGCUUAAUCUGAUAAAGAGGUUUAACUUUUCCAUUGAUCUAACAGUUGUGUAAAGGCUUGCAGAGCAUUGUUGCUCCUAUACAACAUUGCUAGUCAGUUUGUCUGUGGCUAUUUAGUAGUGUAAGAACAUAAACGUUACUUUCUUAACAGAAUUUGUGUUCUUGUCCCUUCUGAGUUUUAUCAGAAUGCGUAGUGUUAACUUACUCUGCCAGUGUGAUUUCAACUAUUGUACAUGUCAUAGAAAUAUGGAUUAUAAACAGACAGUGGGUUUCUGUUUCUUCUUUGGUUACAUGUAGCUAAUACAACAAUAUUUUGCAUUAUUAUUCCCUAACCGUAGCAAGCAAUAUAUUGGUACACUAGGUUCUAAAGGCAUACAAUACCAAAUGUUACCAAAGUUGUUGGGUGCCAGUACUAUCACAAUAUCAGAUUAUGAAUAGUGCUAAUCUAUUGCUACGUAUUGACUACCCCCAUCCCGCUCCAUGGAGAGGCUGGCAGAGGAAUCAACUUACCAAGUGAUAUGGAGAGAAGCUGGGAUGUACUUUGCCCAGCUAUGCUUCCUUGUGCUAAAGCUACUGCCUUGAGAAAGGAAAGUUAAAAAGCUUAACCCGCCAAAAUCUGCUGACUCUUUCCUCAUUGUAUUUUUAAAGCAUCAUCACAUAAAGCAAUAGUGUGAGAGAUUCAAAUGAUAAUGCCCAACACUUAAUGUUGCACUAAGGCCCAGUCCUAAUGUCAGUGAAGACAGCACUGGCCCUCAGCAUAUUUUACACAGCAUAUAACUGGGUACAGCAGGCAUGUAACAGCAUCCAGUUUUUAAUAGAAGAGUUGAAACUUGAUUUUGCUUGCCUUUAAAAAACAAAAAGAAACUUCAUUGAUAAGGGAAAAACAUUUAAAAUAUCAACUUUGAACUACCACUGAAUUUUCCAUGACAGUUUGACAAGAGUUAACUAAGACAAAGAAUAAUUUUUGCAGUUUCUGUCCUGGAUUGUCUUGAUUUUCUCUGUGUUCUUUUGCAGUCUUAAAAAUCUAGGUACUUUCCUUUGUUGGUCUUCUUGUUCCAUAUAUGCUAACUUUACAUCAGUCAAUAAAGAGUUAAGCAUUAAUAUUA